This is a messenger RNA of Abrus precatorius (Indian licorice), 678 nucleotides long. Its product is annotated as calcium-binding protein PBP1-like. The record is from RefSeq and is a predicted model, not a curated record. The transcript has a single exon. Bases 278 to 643 code for a protein of 121 amino acids. Gene Ontology annotation, molecular function: calcium ion binding. NCBI's taxonomy places the organism in Eukaryota, Viridiplantae, Streptophyta, Magnoliopsida, Fabales, Fabaceae.
ACCGGGAAGCAACUGCGGUUCCUUAUGCAGAAUCAUAGGCGAUGAGCGAAUAAUUCUCUGUUCCUUAGCUGUUAUCUCACAAGGGAUCAUUGCUUAUGUGCUUUCCUCUCCUUCCUUGAACCCCCUUCUAUGAUCUUUUCCAUUUUUCUUAUUCUUCUUCUUUUUCGCUCCUAAUAUAUAUAAUAGGACUUACUAGUCACCAACCUCACCAAAGAAACUCACAUAACAUUCAAAUUCAACAUAUUCAUUCUCUUUUGAGUUUGACACCAAUAAAGGAAUGGCUGGAAUUGGCUUUGAAGACUUGUUGCCUGUGAUGGCCAACAAACUUGGUGGGGAGGGUCUAAUUAAGGAGCUCUGUAAUGGGUUUCAAUUGCUGAUGGAUAAGGAUAAAGGAGUGAUCACGUUGGAAAGCUUAAGAAAAAACGCUGCUCUCUUGGGUCUUGAGGACUUGAAGGAGGAUGAACUUGUGAGCAUGAUGAGGGAAGGAGAUGUUGAUGGAGAUGGAGCACUUACCCAGAUGGAAUUCUGCGUUUUGAUGUUCAGGUUGAGCCCAGAGUUGAUGGAGGAGUCUUGGUUUUGGCUUGAAGAGGCACUCCAACAUGAACAGCCCAACAACACCAACAACAACAACAAUUCCAUGUAGUACCUAAGAACAACAUUUGAUAGUGUUUUUCCUUU